This is a messenger RNA of Brassicogethes aeneus, 1625 nucleotides long. Lineage: Eukaryota; Metazoa; Arthropoda; Insecta; Coleoptera; Nitidulidae. The record is from the annotation of a GenBank genome assembly.
GAAUAUUCUUUGAGUUGGCUCACUUGUCAAUAACCUCAAAAUUGCGGCGUUCCAUAAACGUCAACAAAACCUAAUAACAAAACGUUAUUUUUAUUAAGUAUGUCUGCAGAACCGCCUUUAAAAAGGCUAAAAAAGGAAGUUAAUGUUGAAGAUGAUGAUAUACCAACCCAGCCAAACAAUGCUUUGAAAAAUUCGAGGCUUUGCCCAUAUCUUGACACCAUUAACAGACAAUAUUUGGAUUUUGAUUUUGAAAAGUUGUGCUCUGUAUCCUUAACGAGAAUAAAUGUUUAUGCUUGUCUUGUGUGCGGUAAAUACUUUCAAGGAAGGGGAAACAAUACACAUGCAUACACACAUUCAGUUGCUGAAAGCCACCAUGUGUUCUUGAAUUUGCAAACGCUCAAGUUUUAUUGUUUACCAGACAAUUAUGAAAUUAUAGAUUCUUCCUUGGACGAUAUCAAAUAUUUAUUGAAUCCCACUUUCACUGAAGAUCACAUAAAAAAUCUGGAUUCCAGUGAAAAAUUAUCCAGGGCUAUAGAUGGAUCAAUGUAUAUGCCAGGAAUUGUUGGUUUUAACAAUAUUAAAGCCAAUGAUUAUUGUAAUGUAGUUUUGCAGGCUUUGUCUCAUGUAUUACCCCUGAGAAACUAUUUUUUAAGAGAGGAAAAUUACAGUAAAGUAAAACGCCCACCAGGCGAUUCGUCCUUUCUUUUAGUACAAAGGUUUGGUGAGUUGAUGAGGAAAUUAUGGAACCCCAGAAAUUUUAAGACCCAUGUUUCUCCUCACGAAAUGUUACAGGCUGUCGUUUUGUGGAGUAAGAAGACUUUUCAGUUUACACAACAAGGUGAUCCCAUUGAUUUCCUAUCAUGGUUUUUGAACGCGCUGCACAGGGCGUUAAACGGCACCAAAAAAAAGGACAGCUCCAUAAUUUACAAGGCUUUUCUGGGGAACAUGAAAAUUUACACGCGCAAAAUUCCGUCGACAGAUUUGGACGAGAAGCAGAAGAGGGCGCUGAUGUUAACCGAGGAAUAUCAGGAAACGGAAGCUGAAUCGCCAUUUUUGUAUUUGACUUGCGAUUUGCCCCCUCCGCCGCUUUUUAUCGACGAAUUUAGAGAAAAUAUUAUUCCACAGGUAAAUUUAUAUCAAUUAUUAACCAAGUUCAAUGGAGAAACUGAAAAGGAAUAUAAAACAUACAAGGAAAAUUUCCUCAAGAGGUUUGAGAUAACCAAACUCCCUCCAUAUUUAAUCUUAUACAUAAAAAGAUUUACCAAAAAUACAUUUUUCAUUGAAAAAAAUCCAACAAUCAUCAACUUUCCCGUCAAAAAUGUGGAUUUUGGCGAGUUUUUAACCCCCGAAAUCCGAGCCAAACACAAAAACACGGUGUACGACUUGGUGGCGAAUAUUGUUCACGACGGGGAACCGACCAAAGGAACGUACAAAGUGCACAUCCUGCAGAAAUCGACGGGGCAGUGGUACGAGAUGCAGGAUUUACACGUCACGGACAUUCUCCCCCAGAUGAUCACUCUGACGGAAGCUUACAUACAAAUUUACGAAUUAAGGACGUCAUAGUGAUAUGUAUGUAUAUAAUUUAAGGAUUAAUUGAAGUAAUAAUAAGCAAUUUUUAACGUCUA